GUUCAGCGCUCGAUCAGUGCCUGGAGCUGAGCUGCCGGACCGAAGGCAGUAACCGAGCUCUUUCCAGCUCGAGCUACCGGCGCAAGAUGAGCGUAGCAGUGGAGGAAGCUGUCUUGCCGUCCAUCUCCACCUUUGCCGGCUUGGUGCCGCUGGAAGAGAGGCGACCCGAGAUGAGGCUGGCUCUUCCUUCCGUGGAAAUCGCCACCGCCAUCAAGAGGGAAGCAGACGAGCUAGGUAACUUCGUCGACCUGGAGUUCAUCCUGGCGCACACCACCAACGGGCAGCCCAAUGGCGGGGUGGGGCCCGCGCAUCCCGGCGGCAACCCUAACUACCCCCUGCCCGAAACCCCGGAGAGCUGCGGCACCACCUAUGACAGCGAUAGUUCCAACUACCAGCCCCCUAACAAGUUCGCGGCCUCUUACCUGCCCAGCCCUGGCCACAGCUACGUAGCCGAGCUCUUCACUCAGGACAUGCAGCAACCCCCUCCCUCGGUGGGUCCCAGCCACUGCGAGCUCCAGCGGCGGGAAUACACGGAGCUGCGCGCCCCGGGUUUGGCCCACCCGCCCUCCGGCUUGCCCGGGGGGCUGCCCUUAGAGCACCUGCGCGUCAAACAGGAGCCGAUGGACGGGCACUCCUGCAUGCUGAGCGGCCCGUCCGAGUGCCUGGCGGCCGGAGCCCUGGACCACAAGCCCCUCCUAAUGCAGCCUCUGCUCCAGCACGCGUCCUCCGGCUUCCCCGGCGAGCAAAUGGGCUCGGGGCCCCAGUGCCAGAUGGGCGGCGAUCUGGGCGCCCAGAUGGGGGCUCCCCAGCAUUACCCGCGGCCUGCCCACCUCUUCCAGCCCAACUUCGCCGGUCAUAUGCAGUCCCAGUUCCACGGACACUUCAGCGUCUUUCGAGAGCCUUUGAAACCGCGCGCCCAAGGCAUGCCCGGGCUGCUCGUCACGCCGCCCAACUCGCCCGUCUUGGAUUACUACGCCCCGAUGGGUCCCCCGGAGGAAUGCAAGCCCAAAAGGGGUCGGCGGUCUUGGGCCCGCAAACGCACCGCCACCCACAACUGUGAAUUCGCUGGCUGCGGGAAGACCUACACUAAGAGCUCGCACCUCAAGGCGCAUAUGCGGACCCACACGGGUGAGAAGCCUUAUCAUUGCACCUGGGAAGGCUGUGGCUGGAAAUUUGCACGGUCAGAUGAACUGACACGCCACUACCGCAAGCACACAGGUGUCCGGCCUUUCCAAUGCCAGCUAUGCGACCGUGCCUUCUCUCGAUCAGAUCAUCUGGCCCUGCACAUGAAGAGCUGUAAAGUUUCCAGUAUGGUCAAUCUAUUCAGACCAAUAAACAACCUGUGAUGAUGUAACCCUUCUUAAAGCAAGUAACAUCCACCAAUAAGUCUCCAGCUGACAGCAGUGCGUAUUUGGGAUUAUCCAACUGAAGAAACUAAAAUGGUCACUUCCGGAAUAGGUUGUAAAAUAAUAUAUACUCUGAACAAAGACAAGAGUUGUUUUGGUAGGUUGUGCAAGCUAAGGUGCCUAGGAACAAAUAUUUGGCAGCAAAGUUCUGUGCUCAGAAGUAAAGCUGCAAAACCAUACACUUCAGGUUCCCAUCUUCUUUUUCUUGCUCAGGGAUGUUG
Molecule: messenger RNA, 1627 nt
Organism: Thamnophis elegans (Western terrestrial garter snake)
Lineage: Eukaryota; Metazoa; Chordata; Lepidosauria; Squamata; Natricidae
Gene: KLF18
Product: Kruppel like factor 18
Exons: 4
Coding region: 87-1346 (419 amino acids)
Biological process (GO): regulation of transcription by RNA polymerase II
Molecular function (GO): DNA-binding transcription factor activity, RNA polymerase II-specific; RNA polymerase II cis-regulatory region sequence-specific DNA binding
Source: RefSeq, a predicted model, not a curated record